CCUCCAAGGCACUUAUCCACCGGUAUCAUGGCUUCCAAACAGGGGAGGAAGUGAUUUGGAUGAAAAUAAGGAUAUUUUUUACCAAACACAACAGAUAACUGCCAUAUAAAGACACUGUAAGGCUGUCAGAGGGGCUCGGCCUUCCUCUUUACUCACCGGCCGCCCCUAGAUCCAGGUUCUACUUUAAUUUUAGUGUAAAUUUCCAUCCGUAAGCCGCGGAAGAUGGCCGACCCGGCGGAGUGCACCAUCAAAGUGAUGUGCCGUUUUAGGCCCUUAAACAGUUCAGAGGUGACCAGAGGGGACAAAUACAUUCCCAAGUUUCAAGCGGACGAAACUGUGGUCAUUGCGAGCAAACCAUAUGUGUUUGACAGAGUGUUCCAGUCUAAUACAACACAGGAACAAGUGUACAACGCCUGCGCCCAAAAGAUUGUCAAAGAUGUUCUGGAGGGAUACAAUGGGACAAUUUUCGCAUAUGGACAGACGUCCUCUGGCAAAACGCAUACCAUGGAGGGAAACCUUCAUGACACAGAGUCGAUGGGCAUCAUCCCCAGGAUAGUGCAGGACAUCUUCAACUACAUCUACUCCAUGGACGAGAACUUGGAAUUCCAUAUCAAGGUUUCAUAUUUUGAAAUUUACUUGGACAAGAUCCGAGACCUUUUGGACGUUUCAAAGACCAACCUGUCGGUGCAUGAAGACAAAAACAGAGUGCCCUAUGUGAAGGGCUGCACUGAAAGGUUUGUCUGCAGCCCAGAAGAAGUCAUGGAUACCAUUGAUGAGGGCAAAUCUAACAGACAUGUUGCAGUUACAAACAUGAAUGAGCACAGUUCCAGGAGUCACAGCAUCUUCUUGAUCAAUGUAAAGCAAGAGAACACCCAGACAGAGCAGAAGCUGAGUGGAAAGCUCUACCUGGUGGACCUGGCUGGCAGUGAGAAGGUCAGUAAAACAGGAGCAGAGGGCGCGGUCCUGGAUGAAGCUAAGAACAUCAACAAGUCUCUGUCCUCCCUGGGGAACGUCAUCUCUGCUCUAGCUGAAGGAACUGCCUACAUCCCUUACCGAGACAGCAAGAUGACCCGUAUCCUGCAGGACUCUCUGGGUGGGAACUGUCGAACCACCAUUGUCAUCUGCUGCUCCCCUUCCUCCUACAAUGAGUCUGAGACCAAAUCCACCUUAAUGUUUGGACAGAGAGCAAAGACCAUUAAGAACACAGUAUCUGUGAAUGUGGAGCUGACUGCAGAGCAGUGGAAGAAGAAAUAUGAGAGAGAGAAGGAGAAGAACAAGACCCUGCGGAACACCAUCACCUGGCUGGAGAAUGAGCUCAACCGCUGGAGGAAUGGUGAGAGUGUGCCAGUUGAGGAGCAGUUUGAUAAGGAGAAGGCUAAUGCAGAGGUGCUAGCCCUGGACAACGUACUUAAUGAUAAGCCAGCCUCCACACCCAAUGUGCCGGGUGUACGCCUCACUGACGUGGAUAAAGACAAAUGUGAGGCGGAGCUGGCCAAACUCUACAAGCAACUGGAUGACAAAGAUGAUGAGAUCAACCAGCAGAGCCAGCUGGCCGAGAAGCUGAAGCAGCAGAUGUUGGACCAGGAAGAGCUUCUAGCCUCUUCCCGUCGUGAUCACGAGAAUCUGCAGGCAGAACUGAAUCGUCUGCAGGCGGAGAAUGAGGCUUCCAAGGAGGAGGUGAAAGAGGUGUUGCAGGCCCUGGAGGAACUAGCAGUGAACUAUGACCAGAAAAGUCAGGAGGUGGAGGACAAGACCAAGGAGUUUGAGGCCAUCAGCGAGGAGCUGAGCCAGAAAUCAUCAAUCUUGUCAUCCCUGGACUCAGAACUUCAGAAGCUCAAGGAGAUGUCCAAUCACCAGAAGAAGAGGGUGACUGAGAUGAUGUCAUCGCUGCUGAAAGACCUGGCUGAGAUUGGCAUUGCCGUGGGGAGCAACGACAUCAAGCAACACGAGGGCAGUGGUCUGAUAGAUGAGGAGUUCACAGUAGCCCGUCUGUACAUCAGCAAGAUGAAGUCAGAGGUAAAGACCAUGGUGAAGCGCUGCAAGCAGCUGGAGAGCACCCAGUCGGAGAGCAAUAAGAAGAUGGAUGAGAACGAAAAGGAGCUGGCCGCCUGCCAGCUACGGAUCUCUCAGCAUGAGGCUAAGAUCAAGUCCCUAACAGAGUACCUGCAGAAUGUGGAGCAGAAGAAGAGACAGCUAGAAGAGAAUGUGGACUCUCUGAACGAAGAGUUGGUGAAGAUCAGUGCUCAGGAGAAAGUCCACGCCAUGGAAAAAGAGAAUGAGAUCCAGACUGCCAAUGAGGUCAAGGAGGCUGUGGAGAAGCAGAUCCACUCCCACCGUGAGGCCCAUCAGAAGCAGAUCAGCAGCCUGCGGGAUGAGCUGGACAGCAAGGAGAAACUCAUCACUGAGCUGCAGGAUCUGAACCAGAAGAUAAUGCUGGAACAGGAGAGACUGAGGGUGGAGCACGAGAAGCUUAAGUCCACAGACCAGGAGAAGAGCCGCAAACUGCAUGAGCUCACAGUGAUGCAGGACAGAAGGGAACAGGCCAGACAGGAUCUGAAAGGACUAGAGGAGACUGUGGCUAAGGAGCUGCAGACCUUGCACAACCUGAGGAAGCUCUUUGUCCAGGACCUGGCAACCAGAGUCAAAAAGAGUGCUGAGAUGGACUCUGAUGAUACAGGGGGCAGUGCAGCCCAAAAACAAAAGAUCUCCUUUCUUGAGAACAAUCUUGAGCAGCUCACCAAGGUUCACAAACAGCUGGUGCGUGAUAAUGCAGACCUGCGCUGUGAGCUUCCUAAACUGGAGAAGCGUCUUCGCGCUACGGCUGAGCGGGUCAAGGCCCUGGAGUCUGCUCUGAAGGAGGCCAAAGAGAAUGCAGCACGUGACCGCAAGCGCUACCAACAGGAAGUGGACCGCAUCAAGGAGGCCGUCAGGGCCAAGAACAUGGCCAGGAGGGGACACUCAGCCCAGAUCGCCAAGCCCAUCCGGCCCGGGCAGCAGCCAGUGGCGUCUCCCACCCACCCUAACAUUAACCGCAGCGGAGGAGGCUUCUACCAGAACAGCCAGACAGUGUCCAUCAGGGGAGGAGGCAACACCAAACAGGACAAGAACUGAAGAAGAGCAGAGGGACAAAAGAACCCACCACAGAAGAAGCCGAUAUCAACCCUGACAACCCGUCAUUCCAUUACUGCAAAUGGCUCCUUGCCGCAGCUUAGAGGUCACGAAGGAGCUCUGAAAUAUAAAUAUAUAUAUAAAUAUUCCUGGCCUGUACAGCUCCACACCCCCGUCCCCCCGUGUCUCCUCUUCUUUUUCUCUCUCUGGAUAUAAAAAAACAAAAACAAAAACAUGGCAACAUUUAAUUUACAAUGGUAAAAAAAAAUCAAAUUUACAACCUUUAAUUUACAAAACACGAGAUAUUAUUCUUAUCCACCGAACUAACCGCAGUCUUGAGUGCAGCGUUGGCAAGCGAAACCACGUGUGACUGGAAUGUGUAGCUUCGGUUUUCGUUAUUUGCACAGUUUGUCGUCAUCCGUCAUUGUGCGAGUAGUUCUUCUGCACUGUGCCAAGCUGAAUGUAAUGGUAGCAAGAUCUGAAAAUAAAAAAGAAAGGAAGAAAAAAAAAAACCUACCACAAGACUAGCUAGGCCUAGGCUAACCUCUGUACAUUUCAUUAUUAUUACAGGUUGUUAACCACAAUAUCUCUGAAUAGAUUUUACAUGCUUCUUUAAGGAAAAAAGAAACAUAUGGUUUUAAAUUGACUAGAUGGCAUUGAGCACUACUGUUCUGUCCAGUCUUGUUGUACAAAUGUAAAAUUGGCACAACUGCACACGCUUCCUGAAGAGUCUGGGGGGGGGAAAUGCCAAGAUGUGCAACAGUGUAGAUGUAUUUAACUAAGUACCUGUGGAGGCCAAUUGUUUGUAUCGCUAAAUUAAAAAAAAAACACAAAAAAAAAAACAAACAGACCUAUACUUGUUAUUGGUGACUUCACAAGAAGGAUUUAUUGUAAAGAAUGACGUAGAGACGAAGCGGGGAAGGAAGAGAAUGAUCCGGUUUAAAAAAAAAAAAGAAAAGAAAAAAACUUAUGCCUUUAGCCUAUCCAAGUAGCUAAAUGUACUGUUUUUACUUCUCUCGGUGGUUUAUAAUGCCAUGUUACUGGAUGCUAUUUAUAUCUCUCUGUACAUUGGAGCACAUAGACCACAGGCAUAGAGACUGAGAUAGAACACAAUGAUUGUCCUGUCCCAGCUAGGUCGGUGUCACUCAUCCCAAAUCUGCCCUAUUUGCGUGAACAUUCAGUGGACGGUGGGAGCGAUUUUCUUUUUCUUUUUUUUUUUAUUGUAAACUUAACUGUUUAGGAGUUGUCUCUCGAUUCAUUGGGUCCUCGUAGCUUUCCCUGCCAUGUAACGCUUUUUCUAUCAAGGGUGCCUCUCUUCAAAAGAGUCCUUUAACUCAAAACUGCCCCGCUUGUUUGUUAUUAGACUUAGGACCUAAAACUGUAUGUGCCCCAUUGACCGUAAAUUGCAAAAGCGAUAUAUUUUGCUGGAUUUAUGUACUGUAUCUUUUUCAUUGUUCCAUGACUGAUGUGUAGAUUGGUAUGCACGUGUAAUAAUAGGUGGGCUGCAUUUGAUUGACAGGACCCUUGCCACUGAUCAGCCAAUCAGAAGAGCAGGGUCCAGAUCAAGGUGCAAGAGCGAUGAAUCAGGAACAAUCGUCUAUCAUGUCAAGGAGGGGGAUUAUUUAACUAAAGCUAGUCAGGGGCUUAGGAAUUUGUUUUAUGGUUGUCUUUGUGCAUUGUUUUAAAAUGUUUUCCCUGCUUUAAAUCAUUUUGCCCCUCGUUCUCUCACCACACCUUUUGUUAGUCCUGUGAACCUUAAGCAUUUGCAUAGAGCUCGCUGUGACUGUAACCCCAGCAUGAAAACACUAACAUCUUGUGCAAGUGCAAUAUGAGUAUAGAGAAUACAUCAGUUAACAUUUAGGUGUGACCGGGGUGAGUCUUUGUAGUGAUAGUCCUGCCACAGUUAAGUGUCAAACUAAAUUUGUUGUCUUUGAAGAGGAACUGUGCAAUCACAAGCACUUAAGGAUCCUUCUUCACAUUGAAAACACUCCAUAUAGUAAGUGGCUAUUUUAAAUGUUGGAAAGAAUUUUCAAAUGCCCAGGAAUGGAAUAAUGACAAUUUGUAAUAGUUAACAGUGAUUUUGAUAUAGCACUGGCAUUUUUAAAAGCUUAACGCAGGAGGAGUAGCUCCCCUAUAUCUAUGACGGGACAAUGUUUUGGUGUCUAUCAGGAAAGGCUUAUUCUAUCUGUAAAAAUUUAGAUGUAUUAAGACUUGGCAGCAUGGUCCUCAAAACGUAUCUUUAUCUUUACCUCCCACCAAUACCAGAUAUGAAAAUGGAAAAAAUUAUUAAAACGUUUGUUUAUGGUGUUAACCAAAAUUGAAAUUGUUUGCAUUAAUUCUAAAGGAAAAAAAGUGUAUCCACUUUUUAUUACUGUGUAAUAGUUGCUCAAUUUCUUAAAGACAGUUUUGAGGAUUGCAUUGGUGGAUAAAGGUACUGGAUCAUUCCUAGAGAACUGGGGCACGGUAGCAGGGCUCUGAUGAGAGGGAGACGGGGAAAGUUAACGAGAUCACCGUUUUGGAUUGACUGCAUGAUGUAAAUGUAUGUGUGAUUAAAUAAUUAUGGGAAACGCUCA
Lampris incognitus (smalleye Pacific opah) is the source of this 5681-nucleotide messenger RNA. Its product is annotated as kinesin-1 heavy chain. Gene Ontology annotation, biological process: microtubule-based movement. Gene Ontology annotation, molecular function: microtubule motor activity; microtubule binding; ATP binding. The transcript has 26 exons. Lineage: Eukaryota; Metazoa; Chordata; Actinopteri; Lampriformes; Lampridae. Bases 223 to 3111 code for a protein of 962 amino acids. The record is from RefSeq and is a predicted model, not a curated record.